CGCGGCGACGUCAUCCGGGGCGGCGCGCGCCGCUGCUGCAGUUGCUGCAGGAGGGGAAGGAGGCGGCGGCGCGAGCGCGGGCUGGAGAUGGCAUCCGCUACCGACUCCCGCUAUGGGCAGAAGGAGUCCUCGGAUCAGAACUUCGAUUACAUGUUCAAGAUCCUGAUCAUCGGCAACAGCAGCGUGGGCAAAACCUCCUUCCUCUUCCGGUACGCCGACGACUCCUUCACGCCUGCCUUCGUCAGCACCGUGGGCAUCGACUUCAAGGUCAAAACCAUCUACAGGAAUGACAAACGCAUCAAGCUGCAGAUCUGGGACACGGCUGGCCAGGAGCGGUACCGCACCAUCACCACCGCCUACUACCGCGGUGCCAUGGGCUUCAUCCUGAUGUAUGACAUCACCAACGAGGAGUCCUUCAAUGCCGUGCAGGACUGGUCCACCCAGAUCAAGACCUACUCGUGGGACAACGCCCAGGUCCUGCUGGUGGGGAACAAGUGUGACAUGGAGGACGAGAGGGUGGUGUCCUCGGAGAAGGGUCGCCAGCUCGCCGAGCACCUGGGCUUCGAGUUCUUCGAGGCCAGCGCCAAGGACAACAUCAACGUGAAGCAGACCUUCGAGCGGCUGGUGGACAUCAUCUGCGAGAAGAUGUCGGAGUCGCUGGACACGGCCGACCCCGCGGUCACCGGCGCCAAGCAGGGCCCCCAGCUCACGGACCAGCAGGCCCCCCCGCACCAGGACUGCGCCUGCUAGGGCCAGCCCCUCCCGUGCCCCCGCCUCGGUCAGUGCACCCCCCGAGCCCCUCCUCCUGGGGAUCCUGGGGGGGCUUUUGCUGCUGGUACCUCUGAAAGGGCUGCAGCCCCUCUAGGAGCCCCCCCCCCCACUUCAGUUAGGCUGCACCCUCCCCCUUAAUUUAUUUUUAAGCCUGGGCUGGUAGAAGACCCUCCCCGUUCCGCUUCAGUCGCCCCCCGAGCCC
Molecule: messenger RNA, 973 nt
Organism: Dryobates pubescens (Downy woodpecker)
Lineage: Eukaryota; Metazoa; Chordata; Aves; Piciformes; Picidae
Gene: RAB3A
Product: RAB3A, member RAS oncogene family
Exons: 5
Coding region: 88-750 (220 amino acids)
Biological process (GO): protein secretion; maintenance of presynaptic active zone structure; regulation of synaptic vesicle fusion to presynaptic active zone membrane
Cellular component (GO): plasma membrane; synaptic vesicle; axon
Molecular function (GO): GTP binding; GTPase activity
Source: RefSeq, a predicted model, not a curated record